AAUAAUGAAGAAAUGGUGCUAAACUCUUUGGAGAUUGAUCCAGCUUUGGUUGAUGAAUUUCAAGCAUUAGAACCUAUUCAGAUGUCUGGGAAAAUUGAUUCAUUUUUCAUAAAUGUUGAUGAAAAUGAUAUUGCAAAGGUAGUGGUUUUACUGAAGAAUAAUAGUAUCUGUCAAUACAAACUUGAUUUGAAAGUGAAAGAUCAUUCUGCAAUGCUGUGCCAUAAUAUUAUGCUUCCUGGCCAUCGCAGUUUUGUAAGAAGUUUGAAUUAUAGUGCAGAUAAUUCAAUGAUUUUAUCGGCUAGUGAAGAAGCUGUGAAAAUCUGGAAAAGCUAUAAGGAUGAAGAAACAUGUACUCAUACCUUAAAAUGUGAUUCAGCUCUCUGCUCUGUUUUUGUAACAGGAAACAGUCAUUGCAUCAUAGGCACUAAGAAUGGAAGAUUAGAAAUAUUUGACAUUAAUGCGAGAGAGAUGUUGGAAAGUGUGCAAGCUCAUGAAGGUUCUGUAAAAUGUAUUACUAUUUCACCUGAUCAGUGUGGUGUUACUAGUGGUGGUAGUGAUAAGGAAGUUAAAUUUUGGGAUUUUGAGCUUAUCACGGAUGAGCAGUAUUCUGUUUCAAAGAAACGAUUGUCAUUAAAACUCAAGCGGACUCUGAAAAUGCCAGAAGAAAUUUUAUAUUUAAAAUACAGUCCUGACAAAAACAAGCUUGCAGUGGCUUUGCUAGACUUUACUGUUCAAGUUUUAUUUUCUGAUACUUUAAAGCUUGCCUUUUCGCUUUAUGGACAUGCUUUGCCAGUAACAUGUAUGGACAUAUCCUAUGACAGCUCUUUAAUUGUGACUGGUUCAGAAGACAAAGAUGUACGAAUAUGGAGUAUGGAAUUUGGGAGUUGCAAUAAAUUUCUGAAACGAGCUCAUGACAAAGGUAUAACUUGUUUGAGUUUUUUACCUAAGACUCAUUACUUUUUCACUGGAGGAAGAGACAAUGUUAUUAAGCAAUGGGAUGCAGAUAAUUUUCAAAAAAUUACUACCUUAAAGGGUCAUCAAAAUGAAGUGUCAUGUAUGACAGUAAGCCCUGAUGGUAGUACUUUAGUGACUGCAUCAAAAGAUAAAUCUAUUCGCAUUUGGGAAAAGACUAAUGAAAUUUUAGUGUUGGAGGAAGAGCAAGAAAAA
Messenger RNA from Stegodyphus dumicola, 1167 nucleotides. RefSeq names its product WD repeat-containing protein 3. Gene Ontology annotation, biological process: maturation of SSU-rRNA. Gene Ontology annotation, cellular component: Pwp2p-containing subcomplex of 90S preribosome; small-subunit processome. The record is from RefSeq and is a predicted model, not a curated record. NCBI's taxonomy places the organism in Eukaryota, Metazoa, Arthropoda, Arachnida, Araneae, Eresidae. Gene Ontology annotation, molecular function: snoRNA binding; protein binding.